GUAAUGGUUGGAUGAAGAUGGCAGCCGGCAAACGGAGGUGUUGGGAGUAAGCGAAAUGGCUCACAGAACUAGACUAGUGUAUAGCCAUCAUUACUAGACUUGAAAUGCAGAGCUAUAUGAAUUUCUGAUAAUUAUUAUAUUUUGACAUUUUGUCGAAGAGGGCUGCAUAAUGGUUCUCGUGUACGAGUUCGUGUGGCGGGUUCUGCAUGUCCUUCUCCACAUUCAUAGAACGCUUAUCACUUUGUUCCGAAUCCGCCUUCGCAAUUGGAAUGGGCAGCUAUGGUCACGAGCCUUAGCAACGCUUCUUGUGCCGAUAGCUCUCUCGUUUCCCAAACAGAAAAAGCUCGUUCCUGCACCCGGUAAACGCGUUGGUCGUCGGUAUCGCUGGGGGGCGGAUGGGAAAUCUCUGGAGAAGCUGCCUGACCAUAUAGGCUUGUUGAUAGCGGAAGAGGAGCCGAGAUACACAGACAUUGCCAACCUUGUCGUGUGGUGCAUGGCAGUCGGCAUAUCUUAUAUCAGUGUGUACGAUAAUCACGGUGUGUUCAGGAGGAACAACUCCAGGCUGAUGGAGGAGAUCCUGAAGCAGCAGCAGGAGCUCCUGGGUCUGGAAGGCUCCAAGCAGCACUCUGUAGAGUUCCUCAACAAUGGCACUGACAAACAGGACAAUCAAGUGCUGUCGUGUCAGGCAGUGGUGAAGGUGCUGUCUCCAGACGAUGGGAAGCUGAGGAUCGUCCAGGCAGCACAGCAGCUGUGUAGCGCUGUGGAACAGAUGGAGAAGACAUCCAAAGACAUCAACGUCACUGUGCUUGACUCUCUACUCAGAGAGUCGAAGAGUACACCAGAUCCUGACCUGGUUCUGAAGUUUGGCCCAAUAGAAAGCACCCUGGGGUUCCUGCCCUGGCACAUCAGACUGACAGAGUUCAUCUCCUUACCCUCCCAUGUUGAUGUCUCCUAUGAGGACUUAUUCAGUGCCCUUCAGCACUAUGCCUCCUGUGAGCAGCGGCUGGGGAAGUGAGUGAUUGGCCAGGCCCCCUUCAGAGGAAGGGGAACGACAUGGGUGGGGUAGGAGCUGCCCUAGCCCCUCCUCCUCCCGGGUCUCUGUUUACAGUGCAGGCGCUAGAGAACAAGCAGACAGCGUACCGCCACAUCGAAUCGCAUCUCCACCACCACUCACUCACUGUUUUUCUGCUCAUCUGGAACGCGCAAGGCUCGCCAGGCCACCUCUGUGAGGCAUGCUGGGUAGUACGGGCCCUGCCAAGGUAGCGUCACGCACUGAACAUCUACCCCCGCAUCAGUCGGAUUAACGAGGAACCAACAUCACCUGAAGGACAUGGUUAGCAGUAUAGUAUAAAUCUAGUUUAGCUUCGCAUCGCUCUUCUCUCUCUCUCUCUCUGUUUUUUCUAGAUCUUGCACCUGCUGUGCCCCUGAGGUAUGCCCUCCUUGGGGGUUUGAAUGGAAAUGAACUUUAUGUAAGUGUGCUUCAAGUGUAGCGCUUGAUCAAUGUGGUACGAGAGGUUUUGGAACGAGAGCUCUGUAAUCCGUGACUAUACUCUGCACAUGGUGUGAAGGAUGACUGACUACAUGGUUGUACUUUUAAGUCUUUAUUCCAAGUUACUAUUGGACUGUGUCUGCUUGUGUACGUGUGUGAAGCUCAGCCAGCAAGUCACACUUAACCUACACUAAGUCCAAUCUUUGCAAUCCAGUGGGAAGAAAGAGAAAGCAGUUGUCUGUAUACAAUGUCCCCCAUGACCAUCACUACUCUUUCUAUUGCUCCGUCCAUAACGUGAAAAUGAUUGCAUAUUGAACGGCCCCGUAAGAAUCCUCAGUGCUGCCUUCGGUUGUUCAUCCAUGUGAAGAUUGACUAACUAUUGUAUUAAAGUGUUGUUCUGUUAUUUCCUUAUCUCAUUAACUCUUUUAAAACCCAGAUUCAGUAUUUUCUUUCUCUUUGGUUAGAUGGCAUACAGUAGUAUUUUCACCAUCAUGCUAACUUUUAAUACCAAUGGUACUAAAACUCCCAAUCCUUCACUAGCUAAUGUGCCAGUGGUUGGGUUGUCAUUGGAAGGUUUGGUGGGUUGCUCCACAUGGAGCCUGUCGGUUUAAAUGAUCAAUAAAUGUUACUGAAAACCCCA
Messenger RNA from Salvelinus namaycush (lake trout), 2129 nucleotides. Its product is annotated as dehydrodolichyl diphosphate synthase complex subunit nus1-like. Gene Ontology annotation, cellular component: endoplasmic reticulum membrane; dehydrodolichyl diphosphate synthase complex. Lineage: Eukaryota; Metazoa; Chordata; Actinopteri; Salmoniformes; Salmonidae. Gene Ontology annotation, molecular function: ditrans,polycis-polyprenyl diphosphate synthase [(2E,6E)-farnesyl diphosphate specific] activity. The transcript is spliced from 5 exons. The record is from RefSeq and is a predicted model, not a curated record. The coding region runs from base 170 to 1015 and encodes 281 amino acids.